Cryptomeria japonica (Japanese cedar) is the source of this 4235-nucleotide messenger RNA. Its product is annotated as kinesin-like protein KIN-14U. The transcript has 10 exons. Gene Ontology annotation, biological process: microtubule-based movement. NCBI's taxonomy places the organism in Eukaryota, Viridiplantae, Streptophyta, Pinopsida, Cupressales, Cupressaceae. Bases 1005 to 3647 code for a protein of 880 amino acids. Gene Ontology annotation, molecular function: microtubule binding; ATP binding; microtubule motor activity. The record is from RefSeq and is a predicted model, not a curated record.
GAUUUAGACACUGGCUGGUGUGGAUUCCUUUGAAGAAAAAAUUAAUGUUAUAUUCUAUUUUUGGUCCAGAUUUCAGCUCCUGUUUGUAACCUUUCACCAAACUACCGAGUAAAUGAGAAUGAGACCCACCAUUUGUAACCUUAACCAUUAAGAUGAAUUUUCUGUGAAACCCUAACAAGGUGAUAAAGACCAGGGGCUUUUUCAGUCAAGCCAGGCAAGCAUGAGAAAAUGAAGCUUGUAGUCAAUAAAAACGUGGAGUACAGGUGAAGUUGUUGGCUUUAUGCUUCUCUUACAUUGUUCCUCUGAAUUGCCAGACUGUAGGGUUUCCAGCAAAAUGUCCUUUAAUUUGAAAUCUUCAACUGUGGUCCAUUUGCAUUUUUAAUUCCUAAUAAGGCCAGACGACACUAUGGUUACAAUAUCAGUUAAAGACAAGUUUUAGCUGAGCGUGAUGCUGGAUUGUUCAAUUUCGUCAUAAAUGCAGUCAGUUUUGUUUUGUUCAGUGGAGGAUUGAAUUAGGCAUUGUCGCCAUGUAAGCAGGUUUUUCAUGCCUUUGUUUUGUGGUUGAAUGAAAACCCACUUGCUCAUUCGUUUACCCCAAGUAUGUAUAUGGCUGCAGCAUGUUUUCCUCGGAUUAAAAUGUCCCUUCUAUAAAUGGCAUUUUGUUGUACGGCAUGAAGAAAUAUCUCUGUUGAACUCUAGAUAGUUAAUUGGGUAAGAGAAGUAGAGCUGAAUUCGCGGAAGGUAAGAUCUUGUAAGAAUCUUAUUUUCCUGCACAAUGCAUAAGAUUCCUUAUUGCCUUGAUGUUGGGGAGCUUUUAUCCUAACAGUGAUGGUGUUUGAUUCUAUUCCAACGCUUUGGAAUUGGAACGGCUACAUGUUUCCACGUAUGCUCUGGCUGCUGAGUGUCCUAGCAGAAUUCGAUGCGCCUUAUAUAUUAUAUACUGUCUGCGGUGUUUCUAAAUUGUGGGUUUAGUUGAUCGGGCGGAUCCGUCACAGGAAUUCAAAAUGUUUGUGUCAGCUGAGAAUGGAGAUGAGUCAGCCGAGAAUGGAGAUGAAUCCAGGAAGGAAAUGGCUGCUCUUGAAAAUUUGGGGGAGUCGAUCCAGAGUCUGCUGGGUUCGAAGACAGAAUUAACAUUUACAUGGGGUGAUGCUGUUCGUUUCAUGAUCAAGGAUUUGUCCUCCGAUCCCAACUCUGUUAGUUUUCAACCCAGCCCAACUGAGCAAAAUGUUAGGCUUUCUGAGGCAGAAAAACUGCAGCUGGAGGAGGACAUUGUCAAGUUAGAAGGUGAGCUAGAUGCCUUAAAAGCUCAUUUUAGACAAUCUGAUAACAAGAGGAGGGAUACCCUGAACAAAAUAUUGGAUCUCAAGGGUAGCAUCCGUGUUUUCUGUCGCAUGAGACCGUUUCUGAGCAAUGAGAAGAGGACACAUCCAGGACCCUCGAUAGCUCCACAUUUGGAGAAGGUUAUGAUCAAAGCAGGAGGGAAGAGUAAAGAGUUUCAUUUUGAUAAGGUUUUCCUUCCAGAGGCUUCACAAGAUGAGGUAUUUGCAGAAGUGGAGCCAAUUAUCAGAUCUGCCUUGGAUGGGCAUAAUGUAUGUAUGUUUGCUUAUGGGCAGACAGGAAGUGGCAAAACCUAUACAAUGGAAGGAAGACAAGAUAGUCCUGGUGUCAUUCCUCGUACAAUCCAAGAACUCCUAGAGAAAGCAGCCUUGGAUAGCACUUCAACCUUCACCUUUACAUUUAGCAUGCUAGAAGUUUACAAUGGAUGCCUGAGAGAUUUGCUUGUACAUCGACCUACAAGGUUUACAGAUGCUACCCCGAAAUGUCUCUCUAUUCAAAUGGAUGCGCAUGGUGGAGUGGAGAUUUUGAACUUGAGGGAGGUGGUUGUAACAGAUUUCAAACAGGCAAUUCAAUGGUAUCGUGUAGGCAUUCGGGCAAGAUCUACUGCGUGGACCAAUACAAAUGAAUCUUCAAGCAGAUCACACUGCUUGAUCAGGAUAGUCAUUAGCUGCUUGGCACAUGAAAACAGAAAUGUUAAUACAAGCAAGCUAUGGAUGGUUGAUCUUGGAGGAAGCGAGCGUCUGCUCAAGACUCAGGCUACUGGCCAAACUAUGGAGGAAGGAAAAGCCAUAAACUUGUCUCUCUCUGCCCUUGGAGAUGUUAUUGGUGCAUUGCAGAGGAAACAAUCUCACGUACCUUACAGGAACAGCAGGCUCACCCAGAUUCUAAGAGAUUCUCUCGGACAUGAUUCAAAGACUUUGAUGCUUGUACAUAUCAGUCCAAAGGAAGAUGACCUUUUGGAGACUGUUUGUUCUUUGAAAUUUGCAACCAGGGCAAGAGGAAUACAACUAAUGAGGGAACUAUCAGAUGAAGCCAAAGAACAGAGGGCGGCAGUCAUGGACACUUUGAUGUUGCAUAUGAAGCACCUUGAAGAUGAAUGUGUAAGUGCGAAAAACAAUAUGGAAACCAUACAGUUUCUUCUAAGAGAAAAGAAAAAAAUCUUUGCAAAGAGUGAUCCAUCCUCAGAAAAUCAUGAGCUGGUACAACCUUCAGUUGGUCAAGAAGAAUUUGGCAUGGAUGCGGAAUCUCUGGAUUGCAGUCUUUCAGACAAGCCUUUGGGAUCGAAACUACCCAGAUUUAUGGCACCAACUGCUUCCAGCCGCCUCCGAGGUAAGCCAAAUGAUACCAACUGCAUAUCCCCUAGAAGCGGAAUAAAGAGAGAAAAGGUGAAUGGGAAGGGAGACACACUACCUGCUCAUGUUAGAAUUGUGGCCGCUUUCCCCAAAUCAAGUGACAUUGCACGAUCACAGAGUGAUACAGAGUGCAGUCCAUUAGAUGAGAGGAUGUUGAGGCGGUACUCCAUGCCUAAUAGCAGGGUGGGGUCUCGAUUUGUUUCUAAGCAAUGUACAAUCAAUGAGUCACAAUGUCUUUCAGAGAGCAGUGUGAUGAUAGGAAGUAAUCAUGGGCUGAGAUGUUCGGCAAUGCCAAACAAUAAGAGGGUAUGUGCUGGAUCGAUGUCCAAGCAAUUAUGCAGUACUGGUGAUUCACAAGAUUCGCCUAGGAUUGGAACUAAUGCAAGAAUUAGACAAUCUUCAAUGGCAAGCAAUGGGCGAAUUUCUAGAUCCCUUUCAAAAAAAUCUACAACUGAUCCACAGGGUAAAAUUCAUGAUGGGUCAAGACAUUCUUCAAUGGCAAAUAAUAGAAGGGUUUCUGGAUCAAGUUCCAAGCAAAUAACAGCUGGUGAUAUAUCACAGUGUGUAUUGGAUACUUGCAGCCCUACGUCGAAGUACAGUAAUCAAUUCUCCUCCACGGAGCCAAACUUGAAAACCAACCUAACAACUAGCAAAAGCACACUGUCCAAUAAACAUUCAAGAGAUAUCAACUUAGUUGUACAGAAGGGUCAACGCAGGGAAGCAGAGGAAGUUCAUCAUUAUCUCAAGCAAAAUUCCAGCAAAUGCUCUAUAUCCCCAUCACCCAAAACUCAUAGGAAGAGCUUCAGCGAUGUAAGCAAGUAUGUAGCCACAACUGAGACAUCAGUACCAGAAACACCCAAGAAAACAUCAAAAUGUGAUUUCCACUCCAGGGAGACCGCUAUUCACAGGAGACAGAUGUCAGUAGAGUAUAGGAUUUCAUUCAAUACCAAGCUUUAGGUACGGCCAUGGGGUACAUGCUAUAUAACUAAGCCUUUCAUACAUAAACUCCUUAACAUCAUACACAGGAAUUGAGCCUGCUUACUGGGCCAACUUAUCAACACUGACCAACUUAUCUUCUUUUAUUUGUUGUUGUUCACAAUAAGUAUUUUACCCGGUAUCCUUGAUUUUUCCCUCACACAAUAAAUCCAACCACAUUGUAUAUUAUGAUUGACAGAAUAUGUUUUGUGUUUGUUAGGUUAUGAAACUCUGUUAUAGUGCUGUAGUUGUUUUGUGAGGACUGAACUUUGGGAGAGUAAUACAAUGGAAAGCUUUCUGAUGUACCAGGGUAAUGAAGUGUUCUUGUAAAGAUUGCAUGUAUACGGAGACAGCUGGUUCUUUAAGACUACGACUUAAUGAUAACAAGUUGAUGCAAAUGUACUCUAUUGUUUUUGAUGCAUCUUUAUGAAAAGAGGACCAUUGAGGUUUAAAAAAGGCUAUGAAUGUUGUAUACAUUCUGCUUUUAAAAUUUAAAUCGAUCCAACUGUACUUGAUUUUGACUGGUUUAAUAAAAGAAAAAAGGAACCUAAGGGGAAAAGUUGUAUGUGA